CCAGUAGUCAGUAACUACUGAACGUGAAAGUUAGUAACUACUGAUUGAAAUUGUUUAAUAUUUUAUUUUUUUUAAUAAUGGAUUUUCGUUACAUUUUGUUAUUAUUCACUUCAUUGACAUUUUCUGAUGCCUACAAAGUGUUGUUUAUAGGAAUAUUCAAUGGAAAAAGUCACUCCAUGUUUUUGCAAUCAUUUGUAAAGUCUCUUUUAAAUCGGGGUCACGAAGUUACGUUUUUAACCAGUCAAUCAUUUAUGAAGCAUACAAAUUCUACAAACUAUUCAGAAGUACUGAUUGAUCCACCUUUUGAUUUGAAAUCAUCGUGGACUCAGGAUAAGUUGACGGAUAUGACAGAUUUGUCUUUAUUCAAGUCCAUUUUGAUAACGUUGUCGAUGACAAAAGUGAUGAACGAAUAUGCAUUUGAAAAUCCAAAUGUUCAAAAAUUAAUUCAUAGCAGCGACCUAAAUUUUGAUGUCGUUAUCAAUGAACAAUUUUUCGCCGAUAGUUUCCUGAUGUUUGCCCAUAAAUUCAAUGCUCCAAUUAUUACGAUUUGUCCGUUUGGCAUCACCGACCAUAUAGAUCAACACAUGGGUUUGAUCACUCCAAUAAGUAAUGUACCGCAUUGGAUAUUACCGUAUACAGAUAAUAUGUCAUUCAUCGAACGGUGGCAUAAUGCAGUAGCAAGUAUUUUUGACUUUAUUAUGUAUCGAUUCGUCUAUCUUCCGACCGAAGAAAACCUAGCAAAAAAGUAUUUUGCUCAUUUGGGCCCAUUGCCUUCAUUAAACGAUUUAUUGAAUAGCAUAUCUGUGGUAUUUGUCAAUAGACAUCGAGCUUUAUCACCACCGCGACCAGCAAUGCCAGGCACAAUAAGCAUUGGAGGUGCACAUAUCAAAGAUGCAAAUCCAUUACCAAAUGAACUUCAAACAUUCCUCGAUGAAUCAACGGAUGGAGUUAUUUAUUUCAGUUUGGGAACGAUAAUUGAAAGUUCAAAACUACCCAAGGAGAAAAUUCAAGCAUUUUUAGAUUCAUUCCGGCAUCUGAAACAACGUGUUUUGUGGAAGUUUGAAGAUGAAACACUCGAGAAUGUUCCAUCGAAUGUUAUGAUCAAAAAAUGGAUGCCACAAAAUGAUAUUCUUGCUCAUCCGAAUGUAAUUUUAUUUAUUUCACAUGGCGGUCUAUUUGGUACAUCUGAAUCGCUCUACCAUGGUGUACCACUUUUGUUGAUUCCGUUCUUUGGAGAUCAACAUCGUAAUGCACACCGAAUUCAAACGGCCGGCUAUGGAAAAUUCAUACUAUUCGCUGAAGUAACAAAAGAAUUGGUAUCGAAGAAAAUUGAUGAACUCAUUUCGGACAAGACAUUCUUGAACAGAGCAAAACAAACGUCGGCCAUUUUCAAGGACAAUUUAGCUCAUCCAAUGGACGAGGCUAUGUUCUGGAUUGAACAUGUUUGCAAAUUCAAAGGCGCAAAACAUCUUAAAUCACACGCUGUCAACAUGUCAUGGUUCACAUAUCUUAUCCUGGACGUAAUCUUGGCCAAUUUGAUUAUUGCAUUGGUAAUCAUACUCGUUCUGUAUAAAUUAGCAAAAAAAUUGUUAUCAAAGAACAAAACCAAAGAAGAAUCAAGAAAGAAACACAAUUAAUUCAUUUUAAUAAGUUAAAAUUGUAA
This is a messenger RNA of Contarinia nasturtii (swede midge), 1663 nucleotides long. Its product is annotated as UDP-glucuronosyltransferase 1-10-like. Bases 78 to 1637 code for a protein of 519 amino acids. The transcript has 6 exons. The record is from RefSeq and is a predicted model, not a curated record. Gene Ontology annotation, molecular function: hexosyltransferase activity; UDP-glycosyltransferase activity. Lineage: Eukaryota; Metazoa; Arthropoda; Insecta; Diptera; Cecidomyiidae.